AUGUUAAAAGCGUUAAUAUUGUACGAUGUCCUGUACAUUAUCUAUCUAACAGGAUGUGUUAUUGGAUUGGACGCAGAGGUUGUUGUCCUGCGAGCCGUUCGCGGUAGAGAUGCGCGGCUUCCUUGCGGCCAAGGAAAGGUGUUCUUAGAUGGACCAGACUCAUAUGUGCUGUGGCUUAAAAAUGACAGAGAUUUCCUGUACAGAUUUCCGAAUGAAGAAACAGAACGGCGAGUCGUCAACAGGGAUAGGUUAUUUGGAACUUCGUGUGAAGAAGGCACAUGUUAUGACGAUACCUCUCUUGUAUUAAAGCGAGUAAGUGAACAAGACGGUGGGAUUUAUCGGUGUAGAGUACACUACCAAGCGUCUCCAUCUCUAGACUACGUGAUCGACGUUAGGUUAGUCGAUUCUCCAGGCAUUCCUAGAAUUUUUAAUGAAGGAGGUGAAGAAAUAAAAAGAGGCUACGUAGGUCCACUCAGUUUGGGUUCGAAUAUGACUUUGAUUUGCGAAGUUGAUGAUGAUCAACCCGAUACACUUGUGUACUGGCGUCGUAACGGUAUACUGAUCGAGCGGGCGCACACGGUCCGAACUGGAGUGUUGCGUGCUGCCGUUCGUGUGCGCAACGCAACGCGAGACGAACUCGAUGCGCACUAUGAAUGUUUGGCACAAAACGCUGAUGUCACCGAACCUUUGAGUGCCAGCGUCGUGGUUAAAAUGUAUCUUCCGCCACUUAGCGUUGAAAUACGUCUCAACAACAAUUUCGACUUCGAAGCCGGUCAUCCCAGAGUGGUAGACUGCGUGAUUAUCGGAUGCGUACCACCACCCGCAAUUACGUGGCACCUUGGCGAACAAUUACUACGGCCUAAUGUGCACAAAGAACUUCAUGACGGCAACUAUACGGUAUCUUCCCUGACAUUAGCGCCUUCUUUGCGUGACUCCAAACAUGAUUUAGUUUGUCGAGCUCACAAUUCACAUUUACCAACCUCUGUGUUCGAAGACAAAGUUACUUUAAACGUUGGGUAUCGUCCUCUCUGUCUAAAUAAUCGAGAAGAGACCGUUGGAGCGCUGGUUCAGGACGCAGAGACAGUUAGCUGUGUAGUGGAAGCAUCGCCUGAGCCGCUACAGUUUAGCUGGACCUUUGCUGAUUCCCGAGUAUUAUACACCAGUGUUAAGAAGGUAUCAGGGCAUCACAAUAGGUAUUCAUCAACACUAACAUGGCUCCCAAGAGAAACAGAUAUAGGCCUUCUUUUAUGCCGAGCGACAAAUUCAUUUGGAGAGCAAAAACGACCAUGCUCAUACAGCAUAGUACCUGGUGGUCCACCGCACGCCCCUGAAUGUGUCGUAUUGAGAUCUUACCCCCAUUCUGUACGAGUACAAUGUCAGAAAGGUUGGGAUGGCGGCAGACAACAAACCAUUCAUUUGGAGCUCCUCGGUAUGGACGGUACGGUCUUCCACAACCUAUCUAAUGCAGCUGGGCAUUUCCUUUUACCAGACAUUGAAGAUGACAGAAACUUGACAGCACUUGUGUAUGCCAGUAGUCCAAGAGGAAGGAGUAAAACAAGAACUGUGCAUUUACAAACAAUAACUCCUCUAAGUCCCUCAGCUGUGGCAGAAACAGUUCCUCUUUAUUCCUGGACGCGAUGGAUGGAAGUGACCGCAGGGGCGAUAGCCGUCACCGCAGCCAUUGCAGCAUCAAUUAUCUGUAUUAAACUAAUGAAGACCAAACGAGAGAACAUGGAAAUGAAUCCAGAUUUAGUUUCCAGGACCGAUGGUUCAUUCCAUCGAGAGCCAGACUUUGCACGUGAAGAGCGGGUGCUGGGAACAACUAAUAUAACCGUUAACCAGUUAGCUUCUUGUCAGAACCAAUAUUCUGCUUCACCAGUGCCUGCUUGUCGCGUGCUGGUUGGAUGCGCUGCUCAAGACUCAUGUCCAGCAUCACAGCAUUCUUACUAUGUCUAA
Danaus chrysippus (African queen) is the source of this 1956-nucleotide messenger RNA. The record is from the annotation of a GenBank genome assembly. Lineage: Eukaryota; Metazoa; Arthropoda; Insecta; Lepidoptera; Nymphalidae.